Callorhinchus milii (elephant shark) is the source of this 1444-nucleotide messenger RNA. RefSeq names its product metabolism of cobalamin associated Db (gene mmadhcb). Bases 16 to 1056 code for a protein of 346 amino acids. The transcript is spliced from 8 exons. Lineage: Eukaryota; Metazoa; Chordata; Chondrichthyes; Chimaeriformes; Callorhinchidae. Gene Ontology annotation, biological process: cobalamin metabolic process. The record is from RefSeq and is a predicted model, not a curated record. Gene Ontology annotation, cellular component: mitochondrion.
AGACGCGGUGACGCGAUGCGACGCGCGGCGUGGCGUCGCGCGGACGGAGUGACGUCGAUCGGUCUGGCGACGAGGAACGCGGGAGAGGGGCCGUGGAGGAGCUGUGGCGCCGGCGACAGACCUGGACGAUUGAGGCAGAAACGUCACAAGAUGGCCAAUGUGCUCCGUAGCAGAGCCAGGCUAGUGACGUAUCUACCAGGGAUUCAUAUAUUGGUCAGGAGGAUCGCCAGCGCGAGAACAUUUUCCACAGCAGGCUCUUCUGGAUCCGACGAGUCCUAUGUUCCCAUGAUACCACCCGAUCAAGGUCUUCGGACUGUAUGGCCCGAUGAAAAGAUGGGGCCAUUUGGGCCUCAGGACAAGAGGUUUCAGCUGCCGGGUAACGUCGGGUUUGAUUGCCAUUUAAAUGGCACCAGUUUUCAGAAGAGGAACCCACUGCACAAAACCCUCCCAGAUGUUCUAGGAGCCCCGUUAUCCAGUGAGAAGCACGAGUUCAUUCUUGCACAAUUUGUUAACGAAUUUCAGGGAAAUGAAGUUGAACUUCAACCACAGCAAAUAACCAAUGCGGAAACUUACUUUGAGAAUGCAGUUGUGGAGUGUGCAAUACAGACCUGCCCAGAACUGCUACGUAAAGAUUUUCAAUCGAUGUUUCCUGAGGCUCCAGUAGCUGGACUCACGGUGCUCACUGUUACCCAAAGGACCAUCAAUGAUAUGACUGUGUGGAGUGAGGACGUAGAAGAAGAACGAGAAGUACUACUGGAGAAAUUUAUUAAUGGUGCCAAGGAGAUCUGCUAUGCCCUGCGCUCAGAGGGCUACUGGGCUGACUUCAUUGAUCCUUCCUCAGGUGUCGCCUAUUUCGGAUCCUACACAAAUAAGACACUCUUUGAAACAGAUGAACGCUACCAGCACUUGGGCUUUUGCAUUGAGGAUCUUGGCUGCUGUAAAGUUAUUCAACACAUGCUUUGGGGAGCCCACGCAUUUGUGGGAAGUCUCUUCACAGAUGCACCUACAGAUUGCCUCAUAAUUAAAAAGCUACAAGGGGAUGAAAAGCUGCCUUGAUUUCAGCCUCUGUAUUUUGCACUCGCCUGGAAGACUGAAAGCAAAGAACUCUAUUGAUGUGUUCUGGUUAUUCACACGUGUAGUUUUAAAAAAGAGAGAGAGACGGUUGCUACAACAUCAUUAGCAGUGAUAUUUAUUUUAGUUUAAACUUAUUGAUGCUGGAAAAAGGUUAUGAUCAGAAAAAAAGCCUCGAGGUGAACAAUAACCUAUUUAUAUAUUCUAUUGAAAGGAAUUGGGAAUGAAGUAUCUGAUCAGUAGACGCCCCAAGAUAAUUUUGGAAGGGUUCUUUGAUGGCAGUUGACUCUUAAUUUGUCGUUUGGUGCUGCUCCCAGUGAGGCAGCUGUCUGUAUCUUUUGAAGAGAUAAUAAAAUGCUUUUUCUAAAAUUCA